This is a messenger RNA of Pararge aegeria (speckled wood butterfly), 1768 nucleotides long. RefSeq names its product mediator of RNA polymerase II transcription subunit 15-like. The coding region runs from base 84 to 1757 and encodes 557 amino acids. The transcript has 2 exons. The record is from RefSeq and is a predicted model, not a curated record. NCBI's taxonomy places the organism in Eukaryota, Metazoa, Arthropoda, Insecta, Lepidoptera, Nymphalidae.
CUUAUUGAUGAGCAAGUAGUGGUGGAGUAUAUAACAGAGAUUUAUCUGUUUACAUCGCACACUGACCUCGGUAACCUAGAGACAUGAACGCGGUAGUACUACUCGCGUUGGUUAUCACCGCGGUUGCCGAGCCGCGGUACAAUUCCUUUAACCCAUUCCCACAGCAGGGACAAUCGCAAUCUGGUUACAACUACCCACAACCGCAACUACAAGCUCAAUCUGGUUACAACUACCAACAAUCACAAAGGCAGCAACUUGGCUAUAACUAUAUACAGCCAAGGCCACAAAUACAACAACAACCGCAAUUUGGUUACAAUUACCCUCAACAGCAUUUCCGACCACAACUGCUACAACAACAACAACAAAACGGCUACAACUAUCCUCAACCGCAACUGCAACAACAACAACAGAAUAAUUACAAUUAUCCACUACCGCAACCACAACCCCAAGCACAGCCUGGUUAUAACUAUCCCCAACCACAACCACAACCACAACCGCAACCGCAGCCUAAACCUGAAUACCCACCUAUCGAUGUAAGAUCAUCAGCCCUUGUUCAGUCCGUACCAACUGCACAAACGAUAACCAUAACACCAGCGCAACCGACCUUCCAACCACUUCAGCAAUCCUCUUCGUUAUCACCGUUCUUAUCACAGCCGCAAUCAACUUUGCAACCGGAACCACAAUCGUCACCACAACCACAGUCAUCAACCCAACCACAACCACAACCACAGCCGCUUUUUAUAUCACCAACUCUGUCAACCUUCCAACCAGAACAGCAGUCAUCUACGCAACCUCAACCAACAUCGACUCCCCAAAUUAGUUCUUCAUACGGCCCUUCAUCAUUGCCUCAACCUACUCCUACUGUGUUAAUACCGCAAACAUCACCGCAAACGUCCCCUCAGCCGUCACCACAACCAUUAUCAAUUCCUGAACCCAGUCCAUCUUAUGGCCCUCCGCAAUCACAACCAUCUCCACAACCAUCCCCACAACCAUCCCCACAACCACAGACAAUCCCACAGCCUCAACCUACACCAACAUCUAUAUCCAGUUCAUCUUAUGGUCCACCACAACCACAACCAACGCAGCAGUCACAACCUCAACAAAUCCCCGAAUUACUACCCAUACCUCAACAACAACCCAUCCGCCAACAGCAAUCAAUACCCCAACAGCAACUGAUACCCCAACCGCAAUUAAUUGCACAACCUCGCGCGAGUUUUGGAGUACCACCUAUUCGUAACCUAUCUCCUAUAAUCCCUCAACAACCCAUCUACCAACCCAACCUUCAGCAAUAUUAUCAACAACAACAAAACCAAUACUCAUCCCAACAAUCGCAGCAACAGUACAACGCACGUUUUUCAUCACAAUCAAUACAAUCGAUACCUCAACAAUCCAGCUACCAGGCGGAUUCUAACCAAUACAAUUCCCAAGGUCAAUUUAAUGGACCACUUGACGAUACGGUUAUUACCAGAGUACAAAAUAUAUUAAGAGACAACGAGCAAUCAAUAGCUAAAAACGCAGGAUACCAGUCCCUAGUAUCAGGAGUGUCCUUAGGCAAUGUUCAACCCAGCCUUGAAAUCUUAUCGUUCGUACAAAAUUCCCCUGUAGAAAGUUUGUCUAGAGGACAGAAUUUACAGUUAUCUCAAGGAUCAGCUUCAAGUUCUAGUUCGUCAUAUCAAGGCAGUCAAUCAAUUGGUUCAACUAGCAAUAUUGGUUUCUUACGAACCCCACCAUCUACCUCGUAUGGUGUACCUAAUUAAUGUUAUGAUUA